Molecule: messenger RNA, 1417 nt
Organism: Monosiga brevicollis MX1
Lineage: Eukaryota; Choanoflagellata; Craspedida; Salpingoecidae
Exons: 4
Coding region: 1-1383 (460 amino acids)
Biological process (GO): riboflavin biosynthetic process
Cellular component (GO): riboflavin synthase complex
Molecular function (GO): riboflavin synthase activity; 6,7-dimethyl-8-ribityllumazine synthase activity
Source: RefSeq, a predicted model, not a curated record
AUGACGGCACAUGACGCCAACCUGCUGCUGCUGCUGCUGCUGCUGCUGCUGCUGCUGCGUUCAGGGUGUGAAGAGGUCACUUUGUGGGAUGGCAGUCAAGGUCAAGGCACCGUUUUAACGGUGCGCUGCCAGCGGGCGCUGGAGGGCGCCUAUCUGGGCUGCAGCAUUGCCGUGAAUGGUGUCUGCCUCACGGUUGUGACCAUGAACCCCGAGGCCGAAGGUAGUGCCGCUGGCACCUUUGUCGUCAACCUGGCUCCUGAAACACUGCGCCGCUCCAAUUUGGCCCAGCUGCGCAUGGGUGACGGUGUCAACCUUGAGCGAGCCAUGUUGGCGACCGAUCGUAAUAGUGGACACAUGGUGCAGGGCCAUGUCGAUGCUACGGGCCGCGUCGUACGCCGCUAUCGCGAGGGAGACUCGUUGUGGAUCCAUGUGCAAACCGACGCCCAUCUUAUUGCCCACAUCGUUGAAAAGGGGUUCAUCGCCGUGGAUGGCACUUCUCUCACCGUCUGCGAGGUCGACCGUUCUGCCCACACAUUCUCGUUCAUGCUCAUCCCGCACACACAAAGUGCCGUGGUCAUUCCACGUCGACAAAUUGGCCACGAAGUCAACCUAGAGGUGGACGUCGUUGCCAAGUAUGUGGCGGCCAGUAUGCAGGGCUUUGAGGCUCGCCUAGCAGCCCUGGAGCUGGCUCGCGGUGCCGAUUCCACGACUCCCAACCCCGCCGCGACAGCAGCUACUACCCCGGCCGCCCCUCAGACGCACCAGUCAGUGAUUCCAGGGAUGACUGCAGUCACGGCCAUGCAAACAUCCGCCACGGGUGACGAGGAAAUCCAGGAGAUUCAGCGCCAGGGCAAGACUGUUCAUGGUGAAGGCCUGUCUGUACCCGACCUGCCGCGCGAGCUCGCUCAACAUUGCCGCAUUGGCGUGGUGUACACUUGCUGGCAUCCGGAGCUCAUUAACGCCCUCCGCGAUAACACGCGCGAGCAGCUCGUUGCCAAAGGCGUGCUUCCAGAGAACAUUGUUGAGAUGGCCUGCCCAGGGUCGUAUGAGCUCCCGUACGCCGCCCGUUGUCUCAAACAUAAGACCUCGGGGCUGUCCGCCAUCAUCUGCAUCGGCAUCCUCAUCAAGGGCGGAACCAUUCAUAUGGAGGUCAUUGCUAAUGCGGUCAGCUCGCAAAUCAUGGAGCUGCAGUUUCAGCUCAAAAUACCGGUUAUCUUCGGCGUCCUCACAGUCAUGAGCCUUGAGCAAGCAGCAGAACGUGCACACAGCUCGCUCGGUGCCUCGUGGGCCAACUCAGCGCUGGCCAUGGUCAACAUCGAUCAAGAGGUGCGUCUUAGACUCGCGUCCGCGGAGCAAAUCAGGAGGAAUCGUGAGGUCCAAUAGCGGACGCCAGGAUAAUUGAGAGACGUGUGAGUUG